GUCACCACAGUUCAGUACGUCAUCGGCCCUGAUUUUGUUUAUUAGGUCCUGAUUUGGUUUGAGUUUGAGGUUAAUUUGUAAACUGUAUAUUAUAGAAAUUAUAAAUCGAACCAAGUCUGAUUAAUUAUGGAUUCUGAAGUAGUUAAAGAAAAAAUACAAACAGAACCAAUGUUGAACGACCCUCGAUACAUAACCUUGCUAAGUGUUAUUGUGCUAGUAUUUACCUUAGUAUUUUGGUGGUGCUUCACCCGCCGGCGCCAUGCCCGCCGAUCAGUGUUGCUCACCGGACUGUCGGACUCCGGGAAGACAUUGCUGUUUGUGCAACUGGCUUAUUCUCAAUACAGACAGACCUUUACCUCAAUGAAAGAGAAUGUGGAAGAGUACAUCACAAGCAAUAGCUCUCUAAAACUAGUUGAUCUGCCUGGACAGGAGAGGCUGCGUAACAAAUUCUUUGAUCAGUACAAGAACGGCGCCAAAGCUAUAGUUUAUGUUAUCGACUCUGUCACCAUUCAGAAGGAAAUACGAGAUGUUGCUGAGUACUUGUACACGAUUCUCGUGGACCCCGUGGUGCAGAGUAACUGUCCUCCGGUCCUGAUCUUAUGUAAUAAGCAAGAUCAACCGCUGGCUAAGGGCAGCCAAGUUAUAAAGAGCCUUCUUGAAAAAGAACUGAACCUUGUACGCGUGACGAAAUCCAGCCAGCUUCAAUCCGUGGACCCCGCGCAGUCGAACAACUCCACAUAUCUCGGGAAACUAGGCAAAGACUUCGAGUUUUCUCAUCUUAGUUGUCGCGUCGAUAUCGCAGAGAGUUCAGCCACCACAGGCGACGACGACGACCCGGCCAAUAUCAAGUCUGUGCAGGAUUGGAUCUCAAGACUUUAAUGCAUUUAUGAAGACUGGAUUUUGGAUAAACCGUGCAAUAUUCACGCUCUUGAUUGUAGUCAGGCGAGAUGGUGUUGCCCUAUUUUCGUUUCAUUCUGGAUGUUGUUUCAUUUAAAAAUUUAAACUGAAAGAGCGAUUUCUAAAUCCGGUCUUCCGGAAAUACUCUUAUUUUAAAAUAAAAUGUGUGUGUUUUUAUAAGUGCAGAUAUCAAAUAUUUUCAUUGUUUUUACUGCAAAAAAUUCUAAGAAACUUUCCAUUUGAUUGUGAUAAGAAAGAAGAAUAAUAAUAAGAAAAAUGUUGAUAGCAUGAUAUGUGGUUUGUCUAUGAAAGUAUUAUUGUAUGGAGAAUAUCUUUGAUUAAUAAAUAGUUGCUUAUUGAAAA
Messenger RNA from Amyelois transitella, 1260 nucleotides. RefSeq names its product signal recognition particle receptor subunit beta (gene SrpRbeta). The transcript has 5 exons. Bases 127 to 879 code for a protein of 250 amino acids. Gene Ontology annotation, cellular component: Golgi apparatus. Lineage: Eukaryota; Metazoa; Arthropoda; Insecta; Lepidoptera; Pyralidae. Gene Ontology annotation, molecular function: GTP binding. The record is from RefSeq and is a predicted model, not a curated record. Gene Ontology annotation, biological process: intracellular protein transport; Golgi to plasma membrane protein transport; protein localization to organelle.